AUGGCCAAAUGCAGCCGCGACCCUUGUAAAUGUCGUUACUCGCCGUACAAGACGCUCCGCCGGGUGGACGACGGCGACGACGAGCAGGGCGGCUUGGUCGAUAUGAUGGCCAAGUGUAGCGAGGAGAGGUUCGAAGAUCUGCGGAGAGAGGGUGGGGCGUGGAUGAGUGGUGAAACGAUCCAGGUCCGGCCCGAGGAGCCCACUGUACUGAAGAACAGCCGGACCAUGAAGCUCGUCAUUGGUCCACUGGAUGUUGUCAUCAUCGUUGCUGCGAAGACUGAGACGUGUAGUGUCCAAUUGCCGUUAAUCGGCGUCGUCAUCACCGUCUCCAUCCGCAUCGUUGUCCUCUUGCCCAUCGCAUGCAUCGAGGCUGUACUUCGUCGGUCGCUCAGGUUUCUGGGUGAGGUCGUCUAUAUAGUGGAGACGGGAAGGGGUUGGAACGACGGCGUCACCUUCGUAGGUGGGUUCAUACAGUACGCCACGGCUAUCUGUGUCAUCCAAGACAGCCGCAGGUCUCUUUCUUGUCCGCGGAGGCAGAGGCGGCAGCCUUCCGAGUGCCCGCCACGCGUAACGCUUGCAACUCUCGUGGCCUGUGCCGAUUAUGAAGAACCGCGUGCCUUCAUAAUCCUGAACAAGGUGCUCAAGUGCCCUGCCUCGGAGGAUGGUGCAGGUGCCCGGUGUGUACUUCAGCUUCAAUCCUAG
Anthostomella pinea is the source of this 702-nucleotide messenger RNA. The record is from the annotation of a GenBank genome assembly. NCBI's taxonomy places the organism in Eukaryota, Fungi, Ascomycota, Sordariomycetes, Xylariales, Xylariaceae.